AUGAAAUCUCAAAAUGAAUUUAUCGAACUCUUAGCUGAAGAAACACUUAAGAAUAUAGUUGAAGAAGUGUCAACAUCUGAUAUAUUUUCAGUUUUAGCUGAUACUACACCAGACGUUUCACUUAAGGACCAAUUAUCUAUUUGUUUGAGAUACGUCGACCAAGGAGGAUCGACAAAUGAACGAUUACUUGAUUUUGUUGAAGUUACAGAUAAGACUGGAUAUGGAUUGGCUAAAAGUAUAUAUGACACUUUGAUAAAACAUAAACUUAAAACUGGAAAUGUAGCAUUUCAGUCAUAUGAUUAUGCCAAUAGCGUGAGUGGUGUUAACAAAGGAGCUCAACGUUUUUUUUCUGAGUUAGUUGGACAUACAGUUCCAUAUAUUCCAUGUCAAGCACACAGGUUAAAUACUUUUCUAGAACACGGCUGUAAGGCUAGUCAUAUAAUUGGAAAUUUCAUUGACAUUCUUGAAAACAUUUAUGGAUUUUUCUGGGCAAGUACAAAAAGAUCAAGUAAUUUAAUGGAACGUAUGGAAAAAAUCGAGGGAAGUCUGAAGCUCAGAAAUUUAUCCAAAACUCGUUGGACAGCCAGAGCCGAAAGCAUCAAAGCAGUGUGGACAUCUUUAGAAGCAAUUGUUGACACAUUAGAAUAUAUUAACAAUUCAAAUAGUUUUGAUAAUUUAACUAAAACAAAAGCUAUUGUAUAA
This is a messenger RNA of Macrosiphum euphorbiae (potato aphid), 702 nucleotides long. The record is from the annotation of a GenBank genome assembly. Lineage: Eukaryota; Metazoa; Arthropoda; Insecta; Hemiptera; Aphididae.